Messenger RNA from Trypanosoma theileri, 453 nucleotides. RefSeq lists its product as uncharacterized. The record is from RefSeq and is a predicted model, not a curated record. The transcript has a single exon. NCBI's taxonomy places the organism in Eukaryota, Euglenozoa, Kinetoplastea, Trypanosomatida, Trypanosomatidae. The annotation marks the transcript as partial.
AUGAUGAUGCGCCGUGUGAUGUGUGUGUUGGCCGUUGUGCUGUGCUGCGCCUGCGGGUAUACCAUGACGGCUGCUGCUGCUGAUAGCAAUGUGGCGUCACUUGCUCCCACUUUUAGGGAUUGGGGAGCAACAGGUACAUUAACGUCGCCCUCAGUGAUUACAGGACAACCCACUGGGACAAGAAGGAUCACUGAUGAGCUAACGCAUUCUCAUGGUAGUGAAUUGGAGAAGAACGGACUCUCAGGUGGGAGAACAGAAGUAAAUGCAGAGGUGUUGCCACCCGAAGGCGAUCCAGCUGCUCAAGUGCCUGGUAAGGAGGGUGGACUCUCCAAACCACACGUUUCUUCAGAUCAUUCCCGUGGAAGUGAGGCAGGUCAUGUAGAACGUGGAACAUCGGCAGUACAAGGUGAAGAAUCUUCUGCUGUUCAAAGUGAAGUGAGUACGUUACCAUCA